AUGAAUUCUUCAAUAAACCCUACUCAAAAAUUAUACCUAGUUCUUGAUUUAGAUCAUACAUUGCUUAAUACUACCCGAAUAGAAAAUUUAACUUCUGAAGAAGAAUACAUUAGAAGUCAAAAAUUUUCGGAUUCAGAUCUGUUUAUGUUGAAAAAUUCAAUAUCUAUGACUAAAUUGAGACCUUUUGUUCAUAUGUUUUUGGAAGAAGCAAGUAAGAUGUUUGAGUUAUGUAUUUGGACUAAGGGUACUCGCAAUUAUGCCCUAGAAAUGGCUCAAUUUCUUGACCCUAAAAAUAUUUACUUUCAAACAAGAAUAUUUUCUAGAGAAAAUUGUACCCAAUUACAUCAAAAAACGUUGGAUGUUCUUAAUAUAUCUGAAGAAUUUAUUUUGGUACUUGAUGAUACUAAGGAAGUUUGGGAAAAACAUAUGGGUAAUGUUAUUGAGAUUGAUAGGUACUAUUAUUUCGAUUCGAGCUGUCGUAAAUUCGGGUUUAAAAAUAGAAAGUCUCUUUGUCAUAUGAAAAAAGACGAAGAUGAGUCUGAUGGAUCGCUUGCAUGUAGUUUACGUGUUUUAAAGACGGUUCAUAGUGAAUUUUUCGGAAAUGGGUUAAAUGAGGUUGAUAAAGAUGUACGUUACGUACUGAAAAAGGUGAGAAAGAAAGUACUCAACGGAUGUAAAAUAUUAUUUGAUACACAAGAAAGUACUAAAUUAGUUCGAAUGAAUUAUGGUGUAUGGGAGAUGGCAAAAGAAAUGGGGGCUACUUGUACGAUUAAUAAGCUAGAUUGUGAUAUUACUCAUGUAAUUUCAUUGCAUUGUGGAACUAAAGAGUCUCUUUGGGCGUUACAAGAAGGGAAGUUUUUAGUGAAUGCUAAAUGGGUUAAAACUGCUUUCUAUUUUUGGCAAAGACUGUUAGAGAAUGAUUUUCCUGUUCGUAAAGUGAAGUCUAUCAAUCUGUUUAAACCAACUGUUAUUCAUGAAAUGUUUGGUAAAAUCAAGUUGUUUAAGCCAAUUGUAUUGAAAUGUUUACUAAGAAAUAUAUAUUUUUUUGAUUAUGAUCCAUGUGAACCAUAUUGGGAUGGUUCAAGGAUAACUAGUACAAGAAGCAAGGAUGCAAAGCAAGGCAAUGAGUCAUAUUCAAGCAAUGAAGCAGAUCCAACAACAGAAGAGGAAGAAACAUAA
Molecule: messenger RNA, 1179 nt
Organism: Amaranthus tricolor (Joseph's coat)
Lineage: Eukaryota; Viridiplantae; Streptophyta; Magnoliopsida; Caryophyllales; Amaranthaceae
Product: RNA polymerase II C-terminal domain phosphatase-like 4
Exons: 3
Coding region: 1-1179 (392 amino acids)
Cellular component (GO): nucleus
Molecular function (GO): RNA polymerase II CTD heptapeptide repeat phosphatase activity
Source: RefSeq, a predicted model, not a curated record